Uloborus diversus is the source of this 2388-nucleotide messenger RNA. RefSeq names its product serine/threonine-protein phosphatase with EF-hands 2-like (gene rdgC). Gene Ontology annotation, biological process: detection of stimulus involved in sensory perception. The transcript has 15 exons. The coding region runs from base 173 to 2251 and encodes 692 amino acids. NCBI's taxonomy places the organism in Eukaryota, Metazoa, Arthropoda, Arachnida, Araneae, Uloboridae. Gene Ontology annotation, molecular function: protein serine/threonine phosphatase activity; iron ion binding; manganese ion binding. Gene Ontology annotation, cellular component: cytosol; nucleus. The record is from RefSeq and is a predicted model, not a curated record.
GUAUAAUAUACCAUGGAUGAAGUUUUAAGUAACAAUAAUCUUGUUCGUAAAAGAAACUCGAACUUAGAUUAAAAACAUACAGAAUCCCUUUUAUUUUAAAGUAAGGAAUACUUUCGUCAUCUUUGGAACUUUUUUUGCUCAUCGUAUUUGAAAUCGAAAGGAUUCUGAAAUAAUGGGAUGUGCCGGAUCAGCUUGGAUGAAUUCAGAGAGAAAAAAGACGAAGAGAAUCCGUCUUAUGAGUGCGACAGAGAAAGCUUUCAAUGCCGCAAUUUUAAUACAAAAGUGGUAUCGAAGGUACUUGGCGAGGCAAGAGGUGCGAAGACGAUGUUCGUGGACAAUAUUUCAGUCUCUCGAAUAUGCUGGAGAACAAGAUCAAACGAAGCUAUACAACUUCUUCAAUGACCUCAUCACCCAUUUGUUCGAUGCCAAUCCAUACAUAGCUGCAUCCGUUACGUAUCCAAACCAACAUACUUUUCAAGGUAAAAAUCCUCUGCUUGUGAAGCCAGAUAGUGAAGACGAGGAUUUGUGGGAAAAUACGAAUCCAGAUACUAUACGACUAGAAGAGGGUUACAGAGGUCUCAAAUUAAAACUUCCGAUGAAAGCUGAAACGAUAGUUAAACUCACUGAAUAUUUCAAGUCACGAAGGAAACUUCAUGCUAAAUAUGUACUGAUGAUAAUUCAUGGAGCACGGAAAAUCCUACGAUACAAACCAAAUAUCAAUUUUGCUUCCAGUGUGUAUUCUAGACAAAUUACUGUCUGUGGGGAUCUUCAUGGAAAACUAGAGGAUUUAUUAACCGUUUUUUAUAAAAACGGUUUGCCAUCACGAGACAGUCCUUACAUAUUCAAUGGCGAUUUUGUGGAUCGUGGGUCGCAAUCGAUAGAAGUUCUUGUUUUACUUUUGGCUUGUUUUAUUGUAUGGCCUGAUGCAGUAUUCCUGAAUAGAGGCAAUCACGAGGAUUUCAGCAUGAAUAUUAGGUAUGGCUUUUUAAAAGAAAUCAUGGUUAAAUAUAAGACACAUGCAGCAAAAAUACUACGAGCGACCGAAGAUCUUUAUGCCUGGCUACCAUUGGCAACUAUUAUAGACAACAAAAUUUUUGUUGUUCAUGGAGGAGUGUCUGAUUCUACAAAUUUAAAAGACAUCGCUGCCAUUGAUCGACAUAAAUUCCUUACAGUAUUAAGACCCCCUGUUACUCAAGGACAACUUGUAUAUGAACCUUUGGAAUGGAAACAGAUUGUUGAUCUGCUAUGGAGUGAUCCUCGACCCCAAUCAGGAUGCUGCCAUAACAGCUAUCGCGGUGGAGGAUGCUUCUUUGGACCAGAAGUAACACGUUCCUUUCUUGAGCGCCAUCAUCUUGAUCUGCUCAUCCGAUCACAUCAAUGUAAAUCAGAUGGCUACGAGUACACUCAUGACGAUAAGGUAUUAACAGUAUUUUCAGCUUCCAACUACUAUGAUUUGGGCAGCAACAGAGGAGCUUAUAUUAAACUUAUCGGACCCAAACUAUUACCUCAAGCAGUGAUGUAUGUGAGCAGCAAAAAUGCCCGUCAUGCUUCCCUAAGACAAAGACAAGGUAUCAUGGAACGAUCAGCUCUCAGAGAACUAAAGAGGCAUAUUUCUUCGAAGAGGUUCCAGCUUAUGGCUGAAUUCAACAAGAGGAAUAAAGAUAUGCUCUCUACAAUAUCAAUAACAGACUGGUGUGAAGCCAUGGAAGAAGUGAUUGGCUUGGGCCUCCCAUGGCGUCUAUUGUGUCCGAAGUUAGCUCGUUAUGAUGAAGAAACAAGCCAAGUAGAAUACACUACAACUAUGGAUGAUUAUCAUACGUAUACAGAAGGUUUGAUUGAGGAUGGUCAUACACUACUUGAAGCUUUAUACAGAAACAAAGAUGCAUUGGAAACUGUCUUCAAAAUGAUCGACAAAGAUGGAAACGGUUCUAUUUCAAUGGAUGAAUUUUCUGAUGCUUGUGCUUUUCUUGGAGAUCAGCUUGGUAAGCCUAUUCCAUCUGGUACAAUCCAAGAUCUCGCUCACAGCAUUGACAUGAAUAAAGAUGGCUUUAUCGACCUUAAUGAGUUCCUUGAAGCUUUUCGUUUAGUUAAUGGUAAUCAACCUUUGGAAAAAGAAGAAACCGAAGACCAAGAGACAGAAGAUCUUCCAAGUAGUGAAGAUAACGAAGAAAAGAAAGAAGGAGAACCGGAUCGUAAUACUUUGGAAGAAGACAUUGAUAUCGAUGAUAACUGCAGCCUGAGAAGGUUUUAAAAUUGCCAAAUUUUUCAAUAAUCAUAUUAUUUUAACUAUUAUCAAUUUUUAAUUCGUAAAUGUUAUGAAAUAUAUUUUGAAAUGUAUGUAAAACAAAAGUGACCAAAAAUUUGCCAAAUAAAUUUGUUUCUGUUUAU